Messenger RNA from Tarenaya hassleriana, 852 nucleotides. Its product is annotated as protein TIC 20-II, chloroplastic. The record is from RefSeq and is a predicted model, not a curated record. The coding region runs from base 105 to 728 and encodes 207 amino acids. Lineage: Eukaryota; Viridiplantae; Streptophyta; Magnoliopsida; Brassicales; Cleomaceae. The transcript has a single exon.
GUAUUUGCUUUGCAUUCUACGGAACGGUGCGCUUUGUCGGAAUCAAAUCCUUUUUCCUCAUCCCUAACUGGGGAUACUCCCAAAAAACAAAUUAGAGCCCGAAAAUGGCGUCUCUCUGCCUCUCACUUCACCAAACCCUAAGUCCCAUUAGAGCAAUACCCAUCGCCAACCCAACCCUCUCCUUUCCCAGAUCGAAUGUCGCAUUCAUCCGCCCCUCGACCCGACGGGCCACCGCAGCGGCACCACCACGCGCCUCCUACAAUCCGACGCCGGCGACGGAGCGCGUGAUCUCAAUCGCUUCGUACGCGCUUCCCUUCUUCAACUCCCUCCAGUACGGGCGGUUCCUCUUUGUGCAGUACCCUCGAUUGGGUCUCCUCUUCGACCCUCUCGUCCCGAUCCUCAACCUCUACAGAUCGGUGCCGUACGCGAGCUUCGUGGCGUUCUUCGGGCUGUACCUCGGGGUGGUGAGGAACACGCGCUUCAGCAGGUACGUGAGGUUCAACGCGAUGCAGGCGGUGACCUUGGACGUGUUACUGGCUGUUCCGGUGCUCUUGACCCGGAUUCUGGAUCUGGGUCGGGGCGGGUUUGGGGUCCGGGCCGUGAUAUGGGGCCACAAUGCGGUGUUUGUGUUUAGUUGUCUGUGUUUUGUGUACGGGGUAUUGAGCUGUAUCGUCGGAAAGACUCCGUAUUUGCCCUUAGUUGCCGACGCCGCCGGUAGACAGCUCUAGCUAGUUGUUCUUCUUCCCUUCUGGAUUAAUUUCUAAUGGAUGUUUUCUAUCUAUAGUUACUGCAAUUUGCAAAGCAUUGUAUGAGUAUAUACGCAUGGCCAUCAUCGUUAUCCAAGUUUCCAUC